UCGAAGUCGAAAAAGAGUGAACUGUGCAGUUGCCGGCGGGUGGCAGCCGCUCCGCUCCCGACCUAAAAGACGCCAUGGCAGAGAAAGAGCCCGUGAAGUCGAAGCCAAGACCAAUCAUACGAUUAGGCCUCUUCCUCAUGUCUCAUAGUCUCCUUGUUAGUGUAGUGUGCUGUACGGCUGGCAUUUUGGCGCUCCUGCUCUUGCCUGUUCUCGCCAAGAACACCUACAUUUCCGAAAACGCUCUCAUGCCUGGUUCUGCCAGCCCAAUGCUCUCCAGUGAUGAUGUUUCGGAGGCAAGCAGAUUUGUGGACAAGAUUUUGAGCUUAGAUUCAAGUUCUGCAAGCUUAGGCAUAGAAAUUCCGAGAUUGAUAAAGCAGCAUAUUACAGCAUUGGGUGGCGAAGUUAAUUAUCAUGAAUUUAGAUCCCAAUUGAAUACAUUCCGUCCACUGCAGUUUUUUGCCAGUCCUGAUCCUGGAAUCAUCCAAGAGAAUUCUAGUUGUAUGUCAUAUGGUCUUAAUACUGUUGGAAUUAUUAGAGCUCCACGUGGAGAUGGGAAGGAAGCUAUAGUAAUAGUGACACCUUACAAUUCUAGGAAAGUCACUGCCGGCGAGGCUUUAUCACUAGGCAUUGGAUACUCUGUCUUCUCUUUGCUAACCCGAGUUACUUGGCUUGCAAAGGAUAUUAUAUGGCUGGCUUCAGAUUCACAAUAUGGGGAAUAUGCUGGAGUAGCUGCUUGGCUCAGAGAGUACCAUACACCAUUCUUUGGUGGCUUGGGAAAGCUACAUUCUGAAAUAUGUUGUGAACCAAGUGGUUUUUCUGAGUUUGAAACAGAUGCAAUUUUAGAAACAGGAAUUUCUGAUACUUUUCGACAUGCUGGCACAAUGGCUGCUGCUCUUGUUAUUAAAGUAGCAGAUAGUAGCUCAGAGUUUGAGAAGGAUGCUCUUAGCAUUUAUGCUGAAGCGUCCAAUGGUCAGAUGCCAAAUCUGGAUUUGGUCAAUAUCGUGAACUAUCUAGCAGUACAUGGGCAGAAUUUAAGGGUGAAGGUGGAGAAAAUACAGUCAUUUCUUCACUCUUGGUGGCUAAGGGGUCUGGGUGGACUAUUUGAGUCUCUGGGAAAACUUGCUAGAAGUCUGAACCCUCAAUGGAGCUUUGGUAUAUCAAUUGCUGAAUAUGUUGAGGGUUCUGCUACACUUGCCAGCUCCCUGUAUAAUCAGGCAUUGGGUGUUCCAACAGGUCCACAUGGGGCUUUUCGUGACUAUCAAGUAGAUGCAAUAACUAUGGAGUUCUCACGCCAGCUUUCACCAGGUUAUAGAAACCGACAAACUGAGUUCCUUAUGCGAGGAGGCAGGUUGGUAGAAGGAGUUGUACGAUCUGUAAAUAACCUGCUUGAGAAGUUUCACCAGUCCUUCUUUCUAUAUCUCUUAACGUCUCCGAAUAGAUUCGUUUCUGUUGGAGUUUACAUGAUUGCUUUUGCAUUGCUCGUUGCUCCCCUUCCCAUGGUUGCAGCUUCACUCUUUUCUGAUGCCAGUAAAUUGGGUUCUAUGAAUGAGCAAUCCACUUCAGGCCCCUUUAGUAAACCUGCUCUCAAGUUUAGGUCGUGGAAAUGGCUUCAUGCAGCAAGAACUGUGUUGAUCGUUCAGUUUUGGGGUGCCUUUAUGACUUUACUUCCUUACUUUUACUGCCACAUACCUAAUUCCUCCCCGAUGACCAGACUUUUGAUCUGGAUUGUGCUUUUGAUUAUCAGCCUUUUGCUCUUAUGGUUGAAUUUAGGUUCAAUAUUUUCACAUGGUAACAAUACUCAAUCUCAGAGGACACAAUGGGCUUAUUUAAAAUCGGUGACAAUUGCAGCUGCCUUUACAGGGCUUUGUCUAAUGUCAGUGAUCAACUUUGCAACAGCGGAAAUUGGAGCCCUACUGCUGGUUCCCAUGUGUUUGAUGACAGUACCAAUGAAGCUUAAAGGUUGGACCUUGAGAACCUCUAUGCAAGUUGCUUGUAAUCUAGUUUUGACCUUUCUUGGGUUUCCACCAGUUGCAUUUGUAGUCUUAAAAGGUGCACUCAAGGGUUUUGACAGCAUAAGCAUCGGUGAAUUUUGGACAUGGAUGGAGGCACUUUGGGAAUGGAACAGUGCUACAUACGUGUACAUUUGUAUGGUUCACCUUCCGUGUUGGGUUUUGUGUAUCCUCACUUUGUUACAUCCUUGUUGAAAGAAUCCAAGUCAUGUGUUGUGCAUUGUAUGACAUGCAGAACUAAAUAGUUGGCUGCCUUCGUUUA
Molecule: messenger RNA, 2271 nt
Organism: Coffea eugenioides
Lineage: Eukaryota; Viridiplantae; Streptophyta; Magnoliopsida; Gentianales; Rubiaceae
Product: glycosylphosphatidylinositol anchor attachment 1 protein
Exons: 6
Coding region: 75-2204 (709 amino acids)
Biological process (GO): attachment of GPI anchor to protein
Cellular component (GO): membrane; GPI-anchor transamidase complex
Source: RefSeq, a predicted model, not a curated record